Passer domesticus (house sparrow) is the source of this 1077-nucleotide messenger RNA. It is a transcript of the gene HYI, whose product is annotated as hydroxypyruvate isomerase (putative). The coding region runs from base 1 to 897 and encodes 298 amino acids. The record is from RefSeq and is a predicted model, not a curated record. The transcript is spliced from 7 exons. Lineage: Eukaryota; Metazoa; Chordata; Aves; Passeriformes; Passeridae.
AUGGCGCUGCGCUUCUCCGCCAACCUCUCAUGGCUCUUCCCGGAGCUCCCGGCGCUGCCGGCGCGGCUGGAAGCGGCGGCGGCCGCCGGGUUCGGAGCGGUGGAGGCGGCUUGGCCGGCGGGCUGCCCGGCCCAGGAGCUGCGGGCCGCGGCGGAGCGGGCGGGGGUGCGGAUCGCGCUCCUCAACACCCCCCCCGGGGACCAGGAGGCGGGCGAGCUGGGGCUGGCGGCCGUGCCCGGGCGGCAGGCAGCCUUCCGGCAGGGCCUGGAGGCGGCCGUGCACUACGCCAGGGCCGUGGGCUGCCCCAGGAUUCAUGUGAUGGCUGGGCGGGUUCCCUUGGGCACAGACCGGGCUGCAGUGGCAGGUGAGAUGGAAACCACCUUCAUUGAGAAUCUCAGAUACACUGCUGACCUCCUGUCCCAGGAAGACAUGAUUGGACUGUUGGAGCCUAUUAACAGCCGCAUCACUGACCCUCGCUACUAUCUGAACACCCCACACCAAGCUGCUGCCAUCCUGGAGAAAGUGGGACGGCCCAACCUGAAGCUGCAGCUGGACCUUUUUCACUGCCAGAUCAUGGAUGGCAAUUUGUCCCGCAACCUGGAGACAUACUUCCCACUCAUUGGUCACAUCCAGAUUGCACAGGUACCAGGGCGGCACGAGCCCGAUAGCCCUGGGGAGCUGAACUUCCCCUACAUCUUCGAGCUCCUGGAGUCCCUCGGCUACACUGGCUACGUGGGGUGCGAGUAUGCUCCCAAGGGUGAGUGCUCUGCAGGUCUGAGCCCCACGGGCAGGGCCAAGCACAGACCAGCUGGCUGGGUACUGUGCCAAGACAGGCAGGUCCUCAGGGGCACAGGUACUGGGUGUUAUCCCUACCUGGGGAUGAGGGCUCUGUCCUGAACAGAAGCUGCUCCAGCUGCAACAGGAGACCUUGUCUGUCACUGCAGGAGACACCCUGGAAGGUCUGGGCUGGCUGCGAUCCUACUGGGAGAGCCGAGGGCUGCAGCAUGGUGGGACCAGCAAGGCAGCCAAGUAAAACUAGAAAACCAUGAGAAUAAAAGACAAAGCAAUGGCUUAAAA